This is a messenger RNA of Mya arenaria, 2744 nucleotides long. Its product is annotated as beta-hexosaminidase-like. The coding region runs from base 59 to 2632 and encodes 857 amino acids. The transcript has 11 exons. NCBI's taxonomy places the organism in Eukaryota, Metazoa, Mollusca, Bivalvia, Myida, Myidae. The record is from RefSeq and is a predicted model, not a curated record. Gene Ontology annotation, biological process: glycosaminoglycan metabolic process; ganglioside catabolic process; carbohydrate metabolic process. Gene Ontology annotation, cellular component: membrane. Gene Ontology annotation, molecular function: polysaccharide binding; beta-N-acetylhexosaminidase activity.
CAGAGCUCGCGUUCAAACUGACGGCCCCUGCAACUUAUUGAGUAAACACAGGACUAACAUGUGGACUUUAAAAAUUGCUUUCGUAUUUACAGCUUUGCAGUAUGUUCUUAGCUUGACCCAGCAGGAGUUAAACUAUGUAGCCCAAAAGCUCGACGUUCGAGUAAAGCUGACGGACAGCCUCAAAUACGACGGAAAACGUCAUACAAUGGUCAUUACUCUUUUAAACAAAGGACAAAGACCAAUGGAACUCCGAGAAGUCGAUAUGUUCUUCCAUAGUUUCUUCAUGGUUGAGCCAGACCAUUUACCGAAACCUGCAGGAUACAUUUCCAGAAGGAAUCACGUUCAUCUGCAUCAUAUCAACGGCAUGCUGUUCAAGAUGACUUUUCUCCCAUCGUUGGGGAUAAUUCUCCCAAAUGAAUCUAAAGAAAUUCGUAUCACCAUACAAGAUUGGGCAGUGUCAAGGACAGACGUUAUCAACAACUGGUAUAUAGUCUCAAAGGGGUUGACACCUACUGUUCUUGAUGCGACUGCGCUGGAUGAUCUUUCAUUUGUAGAAGAAUUCAUUGAUCCAAACCAAUACAAACGCUAUAUGGAUGACAAGUAUAACCCUUUCACGCCAAUAGACCGGUUUAAUCGAAUGAAGGCGUACGACCUCGGUUCAAGCGCAGUAGAAUAUGGGAUAAUACCUACCCCUAAAGAGGUCGGCUUUGACACCAGCAGACCUGUUACGAUCGACAACUCAUGGAUAAUUACAGCCGCACCGAGCUUGUUAAAUGAAGCAAACUUUCUUGGAGCAAAGCUGCGACUUCCCCAUAUUGAUACGCCCGUAGCAACUCGGGCAAUUAUUCUUGAGAUCGGCAACACCGGCAUUGACGACCCUGAAUCCUACUUAAUAAAAUCGCUUGAUUGUGCAGACGUCAUUUCUGUGAAAGGUCAAAGUCCUGCAGGAGUGUUUUACGGCGUACAGUCGUUACUGAGUUUGUUGACGGUGAACGGCACAGAGACAUUUCGUACCCUCCCUGGAUUCUCAAUCUUGGACGAACCCAGAUACGGGUAUCGUGGUAUCCACCUUGACGUUGCACGAAACUUCCAGCCUAAGGAGACUGUUAUAGAUCUCCUCGACAGCAUGGCUCAGUACAAACUCAAUAAGCUGCACCUUCACCUCUCAGACGAUGAGGCGUGGCGUCUUGAUAUACCCUCAUUGCCGGAACUCACUUCGGUUGGUGCUAAACGAUGUCAUGACUUAGAUGAAAAGACUUGUAUCAUCCCUCAACUGGCAUCAGGCCCGCGGCCAGUUGCACCUGGGUCAGGCUUCUACCGCCAGAACGACUAUCAAGAUAUCCUGAUGCACGCCAAGUCGAGACACGUCGAGAUUAUCCCGGAAUUUCAAAUGCCCUCACAUGCCCAUGCUGCCAUUAAAGCAAUGGAGGAACGAUUUCGGAAUAGUAAUGACAUUGACCAUCUCCUGACGGACCUUGAAGAUACAUCCGAGUAUUUGUCAGUUCAAAUGUUUAAUGAUGACGCUAUGAAUCCAUGCGUUGAAUCAACAUAUAAUUUCAUGAGAACUGUGAUCCAGACAAUUAAGCGUUAUCAUAUUGAUAUAAUGCCUCUGCAAUACUUCAAUCUGGGUGGCGAAACAAUUCCGCACGGAGCACUUGUAAAUUCUACAGCGUGCAAAAAAGCUUUUCCAAGCGUAACUCCGGAAGAACUUCCUGUCUACGCAAAGGCAUAUUUCAUGAGCCGACUCGCUAAGAUGGUAAUUGUUGAUGAAAACCUUAAGCUAGCCGGUUACGAGGAUGCAUUCUUUCUGAACGGGGACCCUCUACCUGGUGGAUCGACUAACCUGUUGGCGUACCCAUAUCAGAAUGUAUGGGAAUGGGGACUUGCGAACAAGGCAUACAAACUAGCUAACUCUGGGUACCCGGUUGUGUUGUCGCCCGUGACACAUCUGUCGUUUGAUCAUCCAUACGAGCCAGAUUCGGAAGAAAGAGGACUCUAUUGGGCAUCUAGGUUUACAGACACAUACAAAGUAUUUAGUCUUCGUCCUGACGACCUUUAUGACAACAUCGACGUCAAACGCUCUGGUGAGCCUUUAACUCGCUUAGAUGUCUGCGGCAUUGGCGACGUCAAUUGUGACCCCCUACUGAGGCCGGAAAACAUCAUGGGCAUUCAAGCGUUCGGUUGGACGGAACUAAUAAAAGACAAAGACACGCUUGACUUCAUGUUGUUCCCCCGAGUGCUUGCCCUUGCCGAGCGUGCCUGGCAUCGAGCACCCUGGGAAGCCAACAGUACCGUGCCAGUCUCAGACUGGGAGAAGUUUACCAACAAGGUUGGAUACAAGGAGCUCCCCAGAUUGGACAAAGACGCUAUCAAGUAUAGGCUGCCUCUUCCGGGCAUUGCAGUCGGGACAAGCAACAACCGCGAGUACCAGGUUACUAUGAAGGCCGAAUUCCCCAACCUUCGUCUCCAGUACAGCUUCGAUAAUGGACAGUCAUGGACGGAGUAUGCCUACCUCUUCGUUCUGGACGACAUCAACCAGACCAUUGUGAUGCGGACAAUGUCCACUGAUGGUCAACGAUCAAGCAGGACGGCGCGGUUUGCUAUCAAUGACAUCAUCAAUUCCAAGAUAUAGCGACCAGCGGAUAACUACGAAUGGAAUGUAUCAUUAUUAUAAUACAUACCUUAAACAUAUUGAAGGUCAUUACAUCACUGUAUAAAAUGCGUAUGGUUUAAAAAGAUUUGUU